AUGACAGCAUUUAUUGGCAUUUACAAGGCAGUGUAUGAUUACCAGCCGCAGACUGCUGAGGAAUUGGCCAUCAGUGAGGGGGACUUAUUGUACCUACUUGAAAAAUCGGAUGUUGACGAGUGGUGGACUGUGAAAAAAAGGGUAAUUGGGUCGGAUGCAGAUGAACCGAUCGGGUUGGUGCCCUCUAAUUACGUUGAGGUGGCGCCUUCUAUUGGCGAGGUAAAAGCUAUUUAUGAUUAUGAGCAAACACAAAACCCUGACGAAGAAUUGAUAUUUCAUGAGAAUGAACAGUUCGAUGUUUUUGACGACCAGGACAGCGAUUGGUUACUGGUUCAAUCGAAGACUAGCAAGCAAUUUGGGUUUAUCCCCGGCAACUAUGUGGAAGCAGCAGAUGCAGCAACUGCACCUGCACCGGCACCUGCCCAGGUAGCAGCUAUUGCACCUCCGGUUCUUACGCCGGCGGAUGCUGCAACUAUGUUGCCGCCACCGCAGCAUCCUAGCAAAUCAACUGGCAGCAGUCCCAUGGAAGAUACUGUGAUCGCAGAGCCUGAUGCUCCUCCUGCGAUGCCUACAAGGAAUGCCCGUCAAGAAGUUGCAGAAGAGGCUGAAGAUGUUCCGCCACCAAAGCCUUCAAGACCAACACAGCAAGCUACAGAGGAACCCGUGGGUGUUAGAGAAACAUCUAGGAAUAGGAUCUCCUAUCAUAGCAGUUACAACGAGGGUAACCACGAUAGCAAUAAUAGCAAUAGUGGAGCUAACGAGCAUUCGAAUGGGAGAUCACUCGCUGAUACGAAUGAUUAUGAUUAUGAUUAUGAAGAUAGUAAGUCGGACUAUCGGACUUGGAGUAUUUCCGAAAUUGACGGUCGUAAGAAAAGAAAAUGUAAACUUUCCAUUGGCAAUAAUAAGAUAUAUUUCCAACCUCAGAAGGGUGAACCUCAAGAAUGGAGUGUCGAUAAAUUAACUUCAUAUGAUAAAGAGAAGAAACACAUGUUUUUAGAGUUCAUUGAUCCUUACAAAAGCUUAGAAUUACAUACCGGUAAUAAUGAUACGUGUGCAGAAAUACUUUCAGUAAUAGCUGAAUAUAAAGGAGCUUCGCGUGAUGCGGGGCUUAGAGAGGUGGAAUUAGCUUCCAAACCUAAAAAACAAGGUAAUAUUCUUUACGAUUUUAUGGCUGAAUCUCAGGAUGAAUUAACAGUAAAACAGGGUCAAGCAGUCUAUAUCUUAAAUGAUAGAAAAUCAAGAGACUGGUGGAUGUGUGAAAUAGUUGGUUCUGGCAAAAGAGGUGUGGUUCCGGCGCAAUUCGUUGAACCAAUCAAGGAUAAAAAUGAUUCCUCUCAUGGCAUACUAAGUUCAUUCAAAAAAUUCGCCAAGGGUAAUGGAAAAGGUUCCAAUUCCAAAUUAAGUGGUAAAAACUGGAAAGACGAUGAUGAUCAAGAUCUAUCAAGCGAUAGAAGAAACAGAAACAAGAGCAGAUCAAACUCAACUUCGAAAAGAAAAAGAUCAGCCUCCACAAGUAAUAAUAAUAAUGGCAAUGAUAAAUCGCCACUACCGGAUCCCAAAAAAUCGCGUAUAUGGGCGGAUAGAUCAGGAACUUUCAAAGUUGAGGCUCAAUUUAUUGGUUGCUCUGAUGGUAAAAUUCAUUUGCAUAAAUCGAAUGGUGUCAAAAUCGCUGUCGCAGCUGAUAAAUUAUCUGAUGACGAUAUUAUUUAUGUCGAAAGGGCAACAGGAUUCAGCUUGGAUAAAUAUAAAAUCAAGAAACAAGAUACUAAGGAUGCCAGAGAAAGUGAACGUGAAAGAAGGAAAAAACUCAGAGAGCAUGAUGAAAAGGAACGCGAUAGAAGAUUAAGAGAAAGGGAAAUAGAGGAAUUGAAACAGGCAAGACUUCUUUUGGACGAAGAAAGAGCAAAACUGCAAGAGAGAGAACUUCCACCCGUUAAACCUCCUAGACCUCAGUCAACUGGCUCCGCAACUGCUGUUUAUCCAGUAGCUACAGGUACUCCAUCCGCAUCUGCUCCCGCAGGAGCAGGAGCAGCAGCAGCAACUUCAAAGACUCAACAGCAGAAGAAAGAUUAUGAUUGGUUUGAAUUUUUCCUGAAUUGUGGAGUCGAUGUUAGCAACUGUCAACGCUACUCUCUAAAUUUUGAAAGGGAACAAGUUACAGAAGAUAUGUUGAGCGAUAUUAACUCAUCAAUGUUGAGAACUUUAGGUUUGAAAGAGGGCGACAUCGUUAGAGUUAUGAAAUAUCUGGACAAUAAAUUUGGCAGAGAUUCUCAAUUACCACAACAACCAACUAAUGCUCCAGGUGGUAUGUUCUCUGAACCUGAUGGUUCAUUGAAAGUCGCAGCUACUGGUGCCGCACCAGCGUUUGCAACGCAAUUGCUACCUCAAAAGACUGCACCAGUUAAUUCUACGGGUGCAUUAGAUGAUGAAGCUUGGACGGUGAAACCUGCUGCAAAAUCGGAAAUCAAUCUUCCUUCAAAUCAAUCUGAGUUUACAGGUUCAAUGCAAGAUUUGCUCGACUUGCAACCUUUGGAACCAAAGAAAAAUUCUAUUGACUAUGCACCGCAACCAAAGCUGAAUGAAUUGGAACCAGUUAAAUCAAGUAAUACAGGAAACGCUUCAAACACAACUACGGUAACUUCUAACACAGGAACUGUCAUGGCACCCCUUGAUCCAUUCAAAACUGGUGGUCAUAAUUUACUACCCAUGGCAACUGGCUUUGUCAUGAUGCCAAUUGCUACAGGGGGUUUCAUGCCAGUACAAAGAACGGGAGGUUUAAUGUUACCACAAGCUACAGGAAACGUUUUACAACCUCAAAGAACAUCAGGCGGGUCACUUUCUAUGACGUUAACUGGUGGUUUCAUGCCUCAAACCUCAUUCCAAACUCAGCCUUCUUUCCAAAUUCAACCUACUUCAAAUAUUAUACCGUUGCAAAAAACUGGUGGUGCAUUGAAUGCUCCUCCCUUGGGAUCCAUAUUACCAUUACAAAAGACUGUUACAGGCCUUAUGCCUGCAAAUGCAACGGGUAGUAUUUUACCUAUGCAAAUAACAGGCGGUAUAAUACCCAUACAAGCAACCGGGGGGCUUGUUCCUUUGCAGAGAACAGGCGGAACUUUACCCAUGCAAGCAACAGGUGGACUGAUUCCUUUGCAGAGGACAGGUGGUAUGGGGCAAAUAAAUAUUACCGGAGGGAGCUUUGCUCCUCAGGUUCCUUUCAACAACCAGUUGACUGGCGGAAUGAACAUGAUGCCUCAAACAAGUUUUGGGAACCAAAUUACCGGAGGUGCUAAUUUGAUGCCUCAAACAAGCUUUGGUGCCAAUAUCCCCGGACGUUCCAAUAUGAUUCCCCAGACAAGCUUUGGUGCCAAUCUGAACAAUGUGAUGCCUCAGACAAGCUUUAGCAAUAAUCUCACUGGUGGAGUUAAUAUUAUGCCUCAAACAAGCUUCUCGAACAAUGUUAUGGGAGGAUCUACUGCUCUUCCCCAAAACUCCUUUGGAAGUUCGAAUAUGGGAUUUACAUCUCAGAUGCCAUUCAACAAUACACAAGGCACUGGGGGUGUCAUGCAAACGGGUAAUGUUGGUAACUACUCAUUGACACAGCCUUUCCCGAAUAUGACAGGGGUGCCUCAACAAAAUACUCAAUUUGGGUUACAGGCAACAGGUGGAAUGGUACAAAACCAAGCAGUUGGACAGCCUACACAACAAUUUCAAAACAAUAUCAACAGUGGCAUGAACGGGAUAACACAAGGUAUACAGAACACUUCCAUAUCACAACCACCUGCAUUACAAACACAGCCCACAGGAUUUGGGUUUGGAAACGGUCCUCAGUUGCAGCAACAGCAACAGCCAAGGCAAGCAAAUUUGUAUAAUGCAACAGCAGAUAAUCCUUUUGGAUUUUAA
Molecule: messenger RNA, 3900 nt
Organism: Zygotorulaspora mrakii
Lineage: Eukaryota; Fungi; Ascomycota; Saccharomycetes; Saccharomycetales; Saccharomycetaceae
Gene: SLA1
Product: cytoskeletal protein-binding protein SLA1
Exons: 1
Coding region: 1-3900 (1299 amino acids)
Biological process (GO): actin cortical patch assembly; regulation of actin filament polymerization
Cellular component (GO): nucleus
Molecular function (GO): identical protein binding; cytoskeletal protein binding; ubiquitin binding
Source: RefSeq, a predicted model, not a curated record